GACAGAGAUUCUCUGUCUACGAUUAAAAGACUAAAGUUCAAAAAGUGACAAAUAUUUCAAUAUUACGUCAAAUAUUUUCUCCAUAAUGUGAAAACUUUUUAAUUACUCUUUAUAAUGAAGCAAUAAAAUUAGCAAUAAUAUCUUUUACAAAAUGGAAAGCGUAACAAAUUUUUGUGUAUCGCUUAUCAAAGGUUUUAUAGAUAGUUUACGAGGAGUAACUGUCUUAUUAUAUUUAGAUAGAGAAAUAAAUGAAAGGGCUCUCAGUAGAUCGCCACCAGCUGAUUUUGAAAACAGUAAACAGAAGCAAACAAAAGUGAAACAGGAAUCAAAAGUACUUACUAGAGUUUUACAAUCAUGUAUCCUCAAUGGAUUUAUAUUUCUGUUAAGCAUACUCAUAUUUGAGUACGGCCUCCUACCUGCAGUGAAGUACUUAGUUAUACUAGUGUUUGGUCACAACCCCGGUGUGGCGCAUAAUGUUUGGGGCUGGAUGCAACCCUUCCUCUCCAUGACAUUCAGGAUGAUAUGGGUGCUACCCCUCUUUCUGCUGAGCAAAUUGGUCAAUAGCUUGUGGUUUCAAGAUAUAGCAGACUCAGCAUAUAGACAUCGAAGAGGUCGUCCACAAUUCAUGUCUAGUGUCAGUAAAAUAAUUGCUGAUUCACUAUUCAGUCUCCUGGUGCAAGCUCUAUUUCUAGUUCAGAGUAUGCUAGUCAAUAUGUUACCGAUAACGUACAUAGGUGAGCUGUUGUGCUUAGUACACAUGUGUUUGUUGUACUCCCUUUACUCGUUUGAAUAUAAAUGGUUCAACAUGGGCUGGGAGCUACACAAGCGACUCACGUUCAUUGAAACCAAUUGGCCAUACUUUCUGGGCUUCGGGCUACCCUUGGCUGUGCUGACACAGAUCCCCCAGUCCUAUAUAAUAAGUGGUUGUGUGUUCUCAAUCUUCUUCCCGGUGUUCAUUUUGAGCGGGAACGAAGCUACCCCGGUCACGGGAAGCGAGUGCCCGCUGCGCCUGUUCUCGGGCGUCGUGGCGCUGGCCAACGGGCUGUUCCGCCUCGCGCGGCGCCGCGCAGACGACGCGUGAGCCCCUCAACUCGGACGUCGCCCGACAGCUACAAGUUGACAUCAAUUGCAUCGCUCACAAUUUUGUUUACUUUUAUAACAUUCAUUUAUUUCGUGAUAUUCUUUUAUUGUUACUUUUUUUAAUAUUAAAAUUACGAUUUUUCUAUGACAUUAUGUAAAUCCAGAUCAUAUAAGCUAAAAUAAAAUAUAAAUAAUAAUAUAGUAGAUUGAUAAAAUCUGAAAUACAUUUUAGGGACAGGACACCUGUCCCUACGAAGCGACGCUCGUGGUAGCUAAGUCGUAUAUAUAUAUAUAUAUUUAACUAUGUACGAUUACGUAUAUAAUGUAACGGGACUUUAAUAUGGGUAUAAAAUUUAAAUUAAAAAAAAUCAUUACUAAUUAUCCCGCUUAUCUAAGCGCGUCUUGAAUCAUUCUCGAUGGAAACAUAUCGAAAAAUAAUUUUAUAUUUAUGUUUUAUACAGGGUUGUAUGUAUAUAUCGGUGGCGUUAGAGUUGUGAACUGAACGGGUGCUGUUUAUAUGGUGGCCGUUCGUUUAUAUUCAUAUAAUACACAAAUCGUCUUUGGUUUGUAAUUACGAAACAAAAUAGUUUAAAAUGUUUUGUUAGUUCGAUAAAAAUCAUUAAUAUGUUUAUGUCGAAGUAAAUAAAGGCUGUUUAAGGAUUUGUUUACAAUGUAUGGAGCUGUGGUCACGUGUGGGAAUAAGAUUUGGGCAAAUGUUGCUUAAUUAGACACUUGCCGCAUACGCGUUGUGUACUCUUGUAUGUACAAUAUUAAUGUUCUUAAUUAUUAUUUAUUGUAUCACAAACAAAAUGUUCUCUUGCGAUGGUUUUAUUAAAACACUAUGGGUGCGCCUUUAUUUUUAAGAAUUGGGUCUUUGUAUGAAAAAAAGUGACGCCACAAGCGCUCGGAAAAUCAGCGCAUUAACGGUACUAAGUUCAAAAAAUAUUUUAUUUUGAUGUUACUUUAUAAUGGACAUUAAAUUAUUAACAAAUGUUAUUUUUACAUUUUGUUAUAAAACUUUUUACAAUUAUAACGGUUUUUUAAGCUUCGACCCCUUCCGAUGGAGAACACUUUGUAGUGACCGUCGACCAAUGGUGCCUGGGAUGUUUGGUGAAAUGAAUAAUUACUUAUCGCUACACAUAACGUUUAAUCAUAGUUAUAAAGAUCAUUCUCACUUUAAAUAGUCGUAAAUUGUGAUUUUAUUUUUACAUGACAUAAUUUAUUAAAGGAAUUGACUGAU
Molecule: messenger RNA, 2320 nt
Organism: Nymphalis io (European peacock)
Lineage: Eukaryota; Metazoa; Arthropoda; Insecta; Lepidoptera; Nymphalidae
Gene: tank
Product: etoposide-induced protein 2.4 homolog
Exons: 7
Coding region: 152-1081 (309 amino acids)
Biological process (GO): macroautophagy
Cellular component (GO): endoplasmic reticulum
Source: RefSeq, a predicted model, not a curated record